AGCCGUUUAGGCCCAAGGAAGUUCCCAAAUCGCGGUAGUAGCAGUAGAUCCCCUAGAAAUAGAUUGGCCGAGUGAUUGGCCGAUAUGACCAGUCUCGAUCAGAAACUGCCUGCUGGCUCUUUGGUUGAGAUCCUCUCACACCUGCCAGUGACCUCACAGCCACCCAUGAGGUCCACAUCUCAGGCCUUCAAAGGCAUCAUGACGUCGCCACUCUUCCGUCAGGUCAGGCCCAAAGAGGUCUUGGUGGUGAAGCCAAAGACUGCGAAGAAGAUGGUCAACGUCGCCAGCAAGUUGAUCAACGGCUUCAUGACACCGGAUUCGUUGCCGGUGGUGGACUCCAUCCGAUUGGAAUGGGAGAAGACCGAGGUAGGAGACAAGAAAUCCAUGUCCUUCAAGAACCCCUUCUACAAGUUUCUACAGCUACGGGUGGGUGGACAGCAAGCCAAUGCAGAGCCUUUUGAAGAAGAGCUUUACCUGAAUGGCUUGGAUCCCAAAGGAGCCGAGCCUGCCCUGCGCAAGGCUUGGUGGGCUUCAGUGCGCAGUGUUUUGGAUGGCUUGCCCAUCCCUGAGUCAGCAAGGAUCUUGUUACUUGGAGAUAGGCGCUUGGGUGGAAGAAAUGCAUACUCCUUGGUCUUGGCUUUGGUUUGGACUGGAAGCGAUUAUGGCGUCCUGAAAUGCAACCUUGACCCCGCCUAUUUGGACUGCAAUAUGCAUUGCAGCGGUGGCAUCAAGGAGAACACCGUGACCGCAGCCCUGGGCGUGUUGCUCAAAAGGGCCCACAAGAUUAACACCUUCAAAACUUUUGCCGCAGCCUUUGAGACAGCUCUGAACAAGAUGAUCGACGACCAUGCAUGGGGUGAUGAGUGGGUGUAUCCUCCAUUGGAUGGUGAACCGGAUGAAGACCCCGAUGUUUACUUCGACGAGGACACCAUGGACGGCUAUUUCAAGACCUUUGACCAACCAGAUUUGGGCUCAUGGUGCUUUGGGAGGUGAAUCACUCCCAGUUGUUUGGGAUCCUGUACCUAAAUGGGUUCCACUACCUGUUUGUUCUAAUCAUUUGGGUGGCAUUCCCUCGUGCCUGGGGGCAAGGGCGCCAGAGAUGCCGCUGCUGCAAGGUCAA
Molecule: messenger RNA, 1120 nt
Organism: Durusdinium trenchii
Lineage: Eukaryota; Dinophyceae; Suessiales; Symbiodiniaceae
Source: the annotation of a GenBank genome assembly